AUGAAAAACAGAGGUGCAGGAUACCUGAAGCAGGUUAUGGCGCUGCUAGUGUCGGCGGCGAAGAACAAGACGGUGGCUGUGAAGAGCAAAACGAGGGCCAUCAAGGCUCGGCUGAUCAUAUUCUCGCUGUUAAGGGACAAGAAGGUGCUGCUGGGACCCAUCUCUAACAAGCUCCACGCCUGCCUUCUCAGUGUCAGCCAAAGCCAGGACCAUACUUAUAAACAGCAACAUUGGAGCGCAGUUGAAGCGUGCGGGGACCAGAGCAACUCUAUUCUUCUGUACAACAAAAAGAAUGCCACUGCCACGGCAGCGACCAAUAUCCAACAGUUCCACUUUCACACCGAGGAGGAUUUGGUAGAUCAAAAGGCUGAGGCGCAGCAGGAGCAUUUGCUGCAUAGGUGGAUGUAUGAAGAAGAAGAAGAAGAAAAUGAUGAAAUGGAGGGUUCAGUGAUAGAUCAGCUGGUGAGGAACUCAAAGGAGAAAGAAGGGGAGGAAUAUUUCAAACUGGAGGAGGAGGAGGAGGAGGAGAUAGACAUAGACCUGGUGGCGGACUUGUUUAUAAAGAGGUUCCACCGUCAGAUGAGGAUGCAGAAGCAGCACUGCUCUUUCAAAAACUACCAGGAGGGAGGACAUGAUGCAGCGAAGCCUCUGACAUGUCAAUUUAUUCACCCACAAAACUGA
Molecule: messenger RNA, 681 nt
Organism: Ilex paraguariensis (yerba mate)
Lineage: Eukaryota; Viridiplantae; Streptophyta; Magnoliopsida; Aquifoliales; Aquifoliaceae
Source: the annotation of a GenBank genome assembly